Molecule: messenger RNA, 5326 nt
Organism: Phytophthora sojae
Lineage: Eukaryota; Oomycota; Peronosporomycetes; Peronosporales; Peronosporaceae
Exons: 2
Coding region: 21-1751 (576 amino acids)
Biological process (GO): mitochondrial transcription
Cellular component (GO): mitochondrial DNA-directed RNA polymerase complex
Molecular function (GO): DNA binding; DNA-directed RNA polymerase activity
Source: RefSeq, a predicted model, not a curated record
AGCGUGACUCGGCGUGGCAAAUGGACUGUGUGCAGCGUGGUAAGAUGGACGGCAUUUUGAAGGCUCUGAACCUCAUGGCUGAAGUGCCAUGGGUUAUCAACAAGGAAGUGCUGGAAGUGGUGCUCAAGAUUUGGGAAGAUGGUGGCAACUUCGGCGAUCUCCCUACGCGCACUGACGUUCCGCUGCCGGACCCCGACAGCCCCGAGUUUGCUGACGACCCGGCACUCUACCACAGGAAUGUUCGCAAGAUCGAGCAACUGAACAGGGAGUUCCACUCGCUGCGAUGCGAUACGCUGUACAAGUUGCAGGUCGCUGAGGAGUUCAAGGAUGAACCUGAGCUGUACUACCCGUACAACAUGGACUUCCGUGGACGCGUGUACCCGAUCCCGCCGAACCUGAAUCACCUGGGCUCCGAUCUUUCGCGCAGUUUGCUCAUCUUCCGUGACCGUAAGCCACUUGGUGAGCGCGGUCUGAGAUGGAUGAAGAUCCAUUUGGCCAACGUCUUUGGUGUCGACAAGUGCUCGUUCGAUGAGCGUGUCGAGUUUGCUGACGCGAACCUGGAUAAGGUCGUGGCCUCUGCGAGCAACCCGCUUGGCGAGGGCGAUUGUGCGUGGUGGAAGGGGGCCGACUACCCCUUCUUGGCUCUGGGCGUGUGCUUUGAGCUCAGACGUGCAAUUGAGUCCCCCGACCCGACGAAGUACAUGUCCAACAUCCCCAUUCACCAGGACGGCUCAUGCAAUGGCCUUCAGCACUAUGCUGCUCUAGGUCGUGACUACAGCGGUGGAUCCCAGGUGAACCUGGUGCCAGCGCCGCGUCCGAGCGAUGUGUACAUGGGAGUGGCCACGGAGGUGAUGGCCAAGGUGGAGAACGAUGCCGCGCUGGGUGUGCCAUCGGUUGAAGAGGUGCGCGCAAUGCUUGCUGGUGUGCCAGAUGACGACACUGCUGAGACGAAGGCGCGCAGGAUAAAGCUCCGCACUCUGCUUGACCAGGCGCAGAGGAAGAAGUGCGCCCAGUUCUUGAAUGGUAUCAUUACGCGCAAGGUGGUGAAGCAGACGGUGAUGACGAGCGUGUACGGCGUGACGUACAUCGGCGCGCGUAAGCAGAUCUCGGCGCGUCUGCACGAGACGUUCCUGACCAAGGGCCACAUUAUGGAUGAGAAGCUGGAGGACGAAAUCUACCAUGCUUCUUGCUACUGCGCCGAGUUGACGAUGGGCUCGAUGGGUGACUUGUUCAACUCCGCGCGUGGCAUCAUGGCGUGGCUUGCCAAGUGCGCUGGCAAGGCGGGUUUGAGUGGCCAGCCGAUGUCGUGGAUCACGCCGCUGGGUUUGCCGGUGGUGCAGCCCUACCGCAGCAAGUCCACGAAGCAGGUGCGCACCAAGGUGCAGCACGUGCUCAUGGUGGACAACGAUGGCCAGCCGGUGAGCAUUGGCCGUCAAAAGUCCGCUUUCCCGCCCAACUUCGUCCACUCGCUAGACUCGACACACAUGAUGCUCACAGCGCGUCGCUGCCUCGAGGACGAGAAGAUCUCGUUCGCGGCCGUGCACGACAGUUACUGGACGCACGCGUGCUCCGUGGACAUUAUGAACCGCCGGCUGCGCGAGGAAUUCGUGCACUUGUACGAGCAGCCGCUGCUCGAGGACCUGCUCACGGAGCUGCGUCUGCGCUUCCCCGACAUGGACUUCGAGGACGUGCCGCAGCUGGGCGACCUGGACCUCCGCAGCGUGCUCGACAGUCCCUACUUCUUCAACUAAGUUCUCCUUCUCUUUUCGCAAGGGCUGGCCAAGUAGUAGCUAUUUUAUCACCCCUCGCUCGAUCCGGGGGUUUGUCUAGAGUGUAACAAAGUUCAAUCACAGAGCCGAGCUUGACCUACUACGACGUACUGCUUCUAGAAUUGCUAUGCAGCUGCCUACCGGCCAUGCGAUUGGAAGCUCUUCAAUUUUAUGAAGAGUUCCCUCGUACAUCCCUGCUCGGUGCAAGUCCUGGCAGUGCCAGGACUCCUGCUAGGUUGCGAGAGUGCGGAAACACUUCGAUUGCCGCGCUUAACACGGCUGUGCUGCUCAUCGUUGGCCUUCUUGCUUGAGCGUGGUUGAAGUUGGGGGUAUCGGACUACUACCGAAACCAAGUGGCAUGUUGAAGCUGUCAAUCAGCGUAGUGAAUCCACACAGCACUUGUAAGCGUUGACACUGGUGCGACGGACCUUGUAAGGCAGCAGUGCUUGCAUCAUGGCGUGAACGAGUUGGACGUUGAAGCGCGACUAGAGCUCGCGCACGUUGAAGAGCAGCCGUGUACGCGGCAGCUUCAACCGCUUGAUACCUUCCUAGCUUUUGGACUCAUUCCCCAAUUCUCCACGAGCUACUCGCAUCUCCUCAAGCCUCCACUCUCACCGCCAUGCUGCGCAUCGUGUCUCGCUUCAACCAGCCCGCGCGCCGCGUCGUGCAGACCUCGGCCAAGUCGCUCGCCGGCGCGCACAACAUGCAGUGCCGCUGCGGCAACUGCGUCCAGCACCCCAUGGGCUGCACGUGCCCUCGCUGCCAGUCGCGCUCUUUCUCGGUCAAGUCUCAGUCGCACUACGACAUCCCCAAGACGCAGACGGCCGUGAUCUUCGACAAGCUCAAUGGCCCGCUGCAGGUCCGCAAGGACUGGCCGGUGACGCAGCAGAAGGAACUCAAGCCUGGCGAGGUGCUGGUGCGCUUGGCGUACUCGGGCGUGUGCCACUCGGACCUGCACAUCUGGAAGGGGGACUUCCCUCUCGACCCCAAGCUGCCCUGUGUCGGUGGCCACGAAGGUGCCGGCUACGUCGCUGCCAUCGGCGACCACACGCGCUCGCACCUCAAGAUCGGAGACGCAGUGGGCGUCAAGUGGAUCGCCAACUCGUGUCUCGGCUGCGAGGACUGCCGCAAGGGCUACGAGCACACGUGCACCGAGGUGGACCAGCACGGCUUCACUGUAGACGGCUCGUUCCAGCAGUGGUGCGUCUCGUUCGCCGACCACGUGACUCCGAUCCCUCAAGCUCUGCCCUUGGCGGCUGCUGCUCCCAUUCUGUGUGCCGGUGUGACGGUGUACAAGGCCUUGAAGGAAAUUAACGGGGUUUGCGGCGACUCGGUAGUGAUCCCGGGCGCUGGUGGUGGUCUGGGCCACUACGCUUGCCAGUACGCGCGUGCCAUGGGCUACCGCGUGAUCGCCAUCGACACCGGCGCCGACAAGCACAAGCUCAUCGAGUCGUACGGCAUCAAGGACUUCAUCGACUUCAAGGACGGCAACGUCCGUGACAAGGUGCUGGCUGCCACCGACGGCCGAGGCGCGCACGCGACGGUGGUGGUGGCGUCCAACCCCGAGGCGUAUGACGACGCGCUUUCGUUCGUGCGUCCGCACGGCGCGGUUGUGAUGGUGGGGCUGCCCAAGGACGCCAAAGUCACCGCCGACGUCUUCGGCUCGGUGCUGAACGCGCACCGCAUCAUCGGCUCGUACGUGGGCAACCGCCAGGACUCGAUCGAGGCGCUGAAGGUGGCUGCGGGAGGUGAUGUGUCCACGAACUACUCCAUCGAGAAGCUGGACAAUCUUCCCAGCGUGUUCGAGCGCAUGGAGGCCGGCAAACUGGCCGGCCGAGUCGUGCUCGACUGCGCGUAAGCUAUGACUUUGCUUCACGUCGUCACUGGUACCGGUGAUAUUGUUGUCUGUAUGGUGAAAGCUGAGGAAGUUGAAACAUGAGUGCUUUCAAUGAGCUUCUAGUUGUUGUUUACUUACUGUGUCUAGAAUAGUAUCUGGCUUUUGACCUGCGGAACAGAAUCCUCCGCCCCUCGAGCCCGAGCGUCUUCUCUGAGAGCUGCCCAUUCAUCUAAGCGCUUCAAGUUUAGCGUGGGAGUUUCGUAAACGUACUCGUACCCUGGCGUUUGCAGAGCCCGCUCAAAUUCUCGCCGAGCUUCAUCAAGUUCUCCGCUCCGGAUAAGGCACACGCCGGCAUUGUUGUGGACGUGGCAGCUGUACGGAUGAAGCUCGAGCAACUUGACGUAGUCUUCGCACGCCCGAUCCACCUCAUCCAGCCAAACCAGAAGCUUGAGCCGCUGGAGAGUCGACUUGAGCGUCCCCAUGGGGGUGAAAUAGUAAGCCAAUUCCCAGAUCUGCCGGCAAUCGCCAUCCACGCGCGAGCACCUUCCGUUGGUGACGAGGUAUGUGCCACGCUGGUCUAAGAUCCUCCAGUCCGUUGGAUCCAUCCUAUUCACACAAAGCAAGUGUGUUAGCUCGAUAAAAUACGUCAGAACGAUGCAAUUCAGGAGAUCGCACCGAAGCGAGUAUUCCAAGAGAACAUCCUCAUUUUGCCAGUUCCCCAUCAUUUUUGUCGAGAUGGAGAGCAGCGUACCAACGAGUACAAGACCUGCACCCAUGUAAACGCUUUUCUGGCGUUGAGCGUGACGCCUACCACGCGCCGAUCCUUCGGCUUCCACCACUUUGGCCCCAGUUUUGAAAAACCAGCGUGCCAGCGCUGCCCCUCCGUAAGGCACAGCAACAGUGCUACACAAGUAAGCGUAUCGAUCGCACCCGGCUGAAACCAUCCCAUGCUGGAUAAGCCCCGAAACUGGCAGCACCAUGACGACAAAGUACGCAAGUGCGAGGAGGUGCUGCGGUGCUUGUCGAUGCUGGAACAGCCAGAGAGUGAACAGCGCCAGCGAUGCCAACGCUACCAGCGAAAGCAGGUAGUCUGGAUUGGUCACGCUCAGUUCUCCAGGUCGCAGUUGGUAGUGUGGGCGUAGCUUCGUGGGCCACACGAUCUGGCGUAAAACCCAAAUCGGCGUCGUGAGUGACUUGAUCACGCGCUCGUAAAGUGUCAAGGACAGCACGUCGGCGUCACGGUGCAUUCCCUCGUAAUUCGACACCAGCAUGACAGCGAGGAAUGCAAGGAGAGUAGCGGCCACAGGGGCUUUCCCAGCGAUGUACAGCCAACAUUGUCGUGUGGUGGGCAUGGGUAAAUGAGGCUGCAAAGCCGCAUACACCAGAACGUCGACCAGGAAGAAACCAACCGGCAGGAGGAUGCACGCGCUCUUUGACAGCAGUGCGCUCAGAUAAAAGACUGCAACAAUAGCGAAAUAGUUAGCAAACAACCGUCCGCUAGCUCCGAUCAAAAGCGCCCACUCACCGCAACAGAGCAGGUCACUGCGUCCAUAUCCGCUAAACAUGCUGACGCCCAAUAUUUCGUUUACACUUUCCACGUCUUUCGAAGCUCCACACAACUUCCGAUACAUUUCCUGUACGUACACGUAGAGCGCAAGGUUACUGAAGAGCGCGCACAGCGUGUACGGCUGCGCGGACGGCCACCCGACGACCUCCACGU